UUGCUUUUUAUUAUGAGAUUUAUAAUUUUAGAUUAGUGCAUGAUUAUGACCAUAUUAAGUUCAUUAUCAUUUAACCUGAGUCGAUGUAUUUGAUGUACAUUGCAUAACUUUUCUUUGUCGUACUUAUGUAAUCAAUCCAAAUUGAAAUAAAUUUUUUUAAUAAAAAGCAUUUCUUAUAUAACACUUGUAUUACUUUCAAAAUUACAAUAUGUUAAAGUCAGUAGUUUUCAAGCAAAUCAAAUGUUUCGGACCUCAAAAUAGAUGUUUCUUGUUGAAUAAAAAGUUUUCAACCAAAUCACUUACUCCAAAGAAGAUUGACAUAGGUAGAUAUGCUCUUUUGGCAGUGCCAAUUACAACAUUUUGCUUAGGAACUUGGCAAGUUCAAAGACGAAAAUGGAAGUUAAAUUUAAUAGAAGAAGUGAAAUCAAAAAGUAUGUCUCCUCCUGUAGAAUUACCUGAUAAUUUGGAAGAUUUAAACAAUAUGGAAUACCAGCGCAUCCGUGUACGUGGAAAAUUUGACCAUUCAAGAGAAAUGUAUAUUGGCCCUCGAGCAUUAAUUACAGAGAAGGAUGAAGGAGGAGGGUUAUUAUCUUCUCGUUCCCAAAGUGGGAAUAUGGUUAUCACUCCAUUUCAUGUAGCUGAUAAAGAUUUAACAAUCCUGGUUAAUAGAGGUUGGGUUCCAAGAAAUAAAUCUGAUCCUUCCAAGCGGCCUGAAGGACAGAUUACAAAAGAAAUAGAGCUUGUUGGGGCGGUAAGGCUGCAUGAAAAUAGACCUCAGUUUUCCCCAAAGACACAGUCAGAUCCUAAUUAUUUUUAUUUUCGAGAUGUAAAUAAAAUGGCGGCAAUCUCUGGAGCAUUACCGAUAUAUGUUGAUGCUGAUGUUAACAGCACUGUUCCUGGAGGACCAAUUGGAGGACAAACAAGGAUGUCCUUUAGAAAUGAACACCUUUCUUACAUAAUAACAUGGUACUCUCUAUCUGCUGGGACAUUAUAUAUGUGGUGGAAAAUGUAUUUGCGUCCAUUAAAGCGGUGAUGUAACUUUAGUUUAUUUUAAAAAAGAUAAAUUAUUCAAUAAAAACUUUUAAAGAUCCCA
Messenger RNA from Parasteatoda tepidariorum (common house spider), 1093 nucleotides. RefSeq names its product surfeit locus protein 1 (gene Surf1). Lineage: Eukaryota; Metazoa; Arthropoda; Arachnida; Araneae; Theridiidae. Gene Ontology annotation, cellular component: mitochondrion; membrane. Gene Ontology annotation, biological process: mitochondrial respiratory chain complex IV assembly. The record is from RefSeq and is a predicted model, not a curated record.